Messenger RNA from Ectocarpus sp. CCAP 1310/34, 552 nucleotides. Lineage: Eukaryota; Phaeophyceae; Ectocarpales; Ectocarpaceae. The record is from the annotation of a GenBank genome assembly.
AUGGUGCAUCGUUACGAGACCUGCCUUUCUCCUGCUGCUCGAUACGAUCCAGAUCAACCCAGCUGCAAGCGAAGAGGACGUUUAUCUGUAUGGUCCCGGUCGAUUGUGGCGUUCGACCAAGUGGCGUUCGAGAAAACCUGCAAGACGAGCACGACGUCUAGACAAUUGAGCGAUAAUGAGCCUUGCUUGGAGGACAGCGGCGGUGCUAGCCCGCAAGGUAACGCCCCCCAGGUGGAAGAGGCGUCUGAUGCUAUGGUUGGCGGUUUAAAAGAUGGCCUGUUCGACUUCGGACAGGUUCAAGAAACCGUCGAUCGGCGUCACCUGACACACGGUAUCCUGGGGGCCCUAAUAGCAGCGGUUGACGACUCCAGAGCUCGAGAACUGUACAACCGGUUGCGGGAUGUCUACAAUCCGUUUCGCCCCUCUGCCUCUCUGCCAGCGCCCCCGUUGGAGGAGUGGCGUGGGAUAUCUGCAUUCUGCGAUCGUUUCCAGUGCAGGUGCGUUGGGGGGUUGACAUCCUGCUAUGGCACGUGCACAACGGUUUGUCUAUAG